AUGCGAUUCCUGGCCCCAAGCCUCCUGGGGCUGUAUGGCCUCCUAUCAGCCGCCGUGCCCACCGUGGCCCAGCCCAGUGGCGACACCGACUUUAUGAGUGUACGAGAGAAUCUCGCCAAGGACUAUGAAAGUGAAGGCGAAAUUCCAACAGAUAAAUACUUCACGGAAUCCUCCUUUCAUUAUCAUUAUGAUGGCCGCUUCGCGGCUCAGCCCCUGCCCGACGAUCAAGUCAUCCCCCACCUUUCCGCCCUCAUUCAGACCUACUUAUCGACCAUGUCAUCUAUCGGUGCCGAAACUUGGAUUAUGCACGGCACCCUUCUUUCUUGGUGGUGGAAUCAAAAGGUACCGUGCAGCUGCCCCCCUGGUCUGGCCCAUGGCUGCAAAUCGCUAACAAGCGGGGCCCUCCAGAUCUUCCCGUGGGAUAAUGACCUCGACGUUCAAAUAUCCGAGCCGACUAUCCAUUUCCUCGCAGAGUUUUACAACAUGACAGAGCAUCACUUCGAUCUACCCGGCGUUGACGGCGGCCGCAAAUAUCUACUCGAAAUCAAUCCCCAUUACGUCGUGCGCAGUGAACAUGACUUUUUGAAUGUGAUCGACGGGCGCUGGAUUGACACCUCGUCCGGCCUGUUCAUUGAUAUUACCGCCGUGCGCAAGGAUGAUGCCCGACGCCAGCGAGGCGAAUCGGAGGCAUUGAUGUGCAAGGAUCGCCAUCGCUAUUUGGAAAGCCAGAUCUUCCCGUUGCGGGAUAGCUACUUCGAGGACGUGCCGGUCAAGAUCCCGUACAGUUAUACCUUGCUUUUGGAGGAAGAGUAUGGGCCGAGGGCCCUGACGAAUAAGAAUUUCCAGGGACACAAAUUUAACGAAGACACCAAAAUCUGGGAGCACGUGCAAAAUGUGAAGCGUUUCCUCCGCCGAGGCUGGCGCACGGGUGACCUGCCCAUCCGCUCAGCCAACAACCAACCUCUUGUUCGCAUGGAUGCAUCUUGA
Messenger RNA from Penicillium daleae, 987 nucleotides. RefSeq lists its product as uncharacterized. Lineage: Eukaryota; Fungi; Ascomycota; Eurotiomycetes; Eurotiales; Aspergillaceae. The transcript has 6 exons. The coding region runs from base 1 to 987 and encodes 328 amino acids. The record is from RefSeq and is a predicted model, not a curated record.